Molecule: messenger RNA, 2532 nt
Organism: Equus caballus (horse)
Lineage: Eukaryota; Metazoa; Chordata; Mammalia; Perissodactyla; Equidae
Gene: CD3G
Product: CD3 gamma subunit of T-cell receptor complex
Biological process (GO): cell surface receptor signaling pathway; positive thymic T cell selection
Cellular component (GO): membrane; external side of plasma membrane; alpha-beta T cell receptor complex
Molecular function (GO): transmembrane signaling receptor activity
Source: RefSeq, a predicted model, not a curated record
CGCUGGGGCCCCAGCCAGAAGGAUACUGGGCGGAGCCAGGCUAGCUGCUGUGAAGGGUGGCUGACUGCUAGGGGCUGCUCAGUCUGUCCUGCCGGGGAAUGACAGAGACCAACAUGGAGCAGGGGAAGCAUCUGGCUGGCCUCAUCCUGGCUAUCACUCUUCUUCAAGGUACCAUGGUCCAGUCGCAACAAGAACAACAUUUGAUGAAAGUGGAUGACAAUCAAGAAGAUGGUUCAGUACUUCUGAUUUGUGGCUCAAAAAAUGAAGAAGUCACAUGGUUUAAAGAUGGGGUGAACAUAAGUGGAAGAGAAACUACACGGAAUCUGGGAAAUCGUAUGACGGACCCUCAAGGGAUGUACAUGUGUCAAGGAAGAGUGCGAAAUUCAAGUCUCCAAGUGCAUUAUAGAAUGUGUCAGAACUGCAUUGAGCUGAAUGCAGCCACUGUGUUGGGCUUUAUCUUCGCUGAAAUCAUUAGCUUUUUCUUCCUGGCUGUUGGGGUCUACUUCAUUGCUGGACAAGAUGGAGUUCGCCAGUCAAGAGCUUCAGACAAGCAGACUCUGUUGUCCAAUGACCAGCUCUACCAGCCCCUGAAGGAUCGGGAAGAUGACCAUUACAGCCACCUCCAAGGAAACCAGCAGAGGAAGAAGUGAGCUCAAGACUCAGAGCAGUCCAGGUGUUCUCCCUUCUGUCCAGUUCUCAGAAACAAAGCAGUACGUUUUGGAGUGCUCCGAGCCGAGAGACUUUCAGCCCUAAAUCUAGACUCAAGGUCCCCAGAGGUGACAAAUGGAGAAGAAAGUCCAUCAGACCAAAUUUGGGCUUUUCUCAAAAUAAAAUAAAAAUAAUGUAAAAACAUGUGUGGUGUUUCAGGAGCGCCACCUAUUGGGAGGUAAUUUUUCUGUAAAAGAAAAAAGAAAAGGUCAAAUAACCCCCUCUAUUUGAAUAUAACUUUUUGUCUUAAUUUUUAUUUAGUUUUCGUGUAGGUCAUAAUUCACAUGGUUCAAAUAUGCAGUGACAGGUCUCCUUCCAACUCCAUUACCAGCCACCCAUUUGCCCUCUCCAGGGGCAAGCAGCAGACAAGUUUCCCACACACCCUUAUAAGAGAAUAAGGUAUUCUGUAUCCGAGGUAUUCUAGGCAAACAUAAGCAAAUUCUUGAGAACACAUUGUUUUCUCUUCCCCUAUUUUUCACACAAAUGGUAUCAUACUAUACAUCUUUCACUUUUCACCUAAUAAAACCUGAAGAUUAUUUCAUACCAGUAUAUAAAAGAGCUCCUUUUUUCUUUUUUAAUGCAGCAACAUUGUACAGAUACUCUAUAAUUAAUUUAAUAGUCCUCUAUUGAUGGACAUUUACGUUUGUUCCAAUAUUUUGCUCUGACAAUGCUUCAAUGACUAACAUUGUACGUAUAAAUGUCAUUUUUUAAAAUAAUUGUAUUGAGGUAUAAUUUCAAUGCUAUAAAAUUCACUCUUUUUAAGUAAUUUCACCUGUCCUCAGUAGUAUUUAGUAAAUUUACCAAGUUGUACUGCUAUCACCAUAAUCCAGUUUUAGAACAUUUCCAUCACUGUCUUAAUAUCCCUUGAGCUGUUUCCAGUCCCUCCCUGUUCCCACCCGCAGCCCCAGGCAACCAAUAAUCUCUUUUCUGUCUCUUUAGAUUUGCCUUUUCUGGAUAUUUUAUAUAAAUGGAAUCAUACAAUAUCUGCUCUGGACAGCUCAUGCAAAUCUUUGCGUGGACAUAUGUUUUCACACCUCUUGGGUUGAUACCUAGGAGUGAAAAUUGCUGGGUUGUAUGGUAAAUUUAUAUUUAACUUUUCAAGAAACUGCCAAACUUUUCCAAACUGGUCGUUCCAUUUUACAUUCCCACUAGCAAUGGAUGAGGCUUCCAGUUUCUCCACAUCCUUCCCAAUAUUUGCAACUAUCUUUUUUAGUAUAGCCAUUCUAGUGAAGAUAAAAUGGUAUCUUAUUGUGCCUUUAAUUUGCAUUUCCCUAAUGACUAAUGAUAUUGAACAUCUCAUGUGCUUAUUAGUCAUUCUUAUAUCUUUAGCGAAAUGUCUAUUUAAAUCUUUCUUUUUUUAAUUGGGUUGUUUGUCUUCUUACUAUUGAAUUGUAACAGUUCCUACAUAUUUUGAGUAUCAGUCCUUUAUCAGAUACAUGAUUUGCAAAUAUAUCGGCCAGUCUAUGGCUUUUCAUUUUCUUAAUGGUCUUCUGAAGUGCGAAAAUCUUUAAUUUUGAUGAAAUCCAUUUUAUCCUUUUUUUUUUCUUUUAUGGAUUAUGCUUUUGGUGUCAUGUCCAAGAAAUCUUUGCCAAACCCAAGGGCACAAAGAUUUCUCCUCUAUCUCCUUUUUAUAGUUUUCAUAGUUUUAGUUCUAACAAUAAAUGUCAUUUGAACAUGAAGUCUAUUUGUAACAAAUACAAAUAAAUGGAAUUGUAGGGCCAUAAUGUAUUUGCUCUUGUAAUUUUAUUAAAAAUUGCCAAAGUGCACUUCAUACAGGUUGGAACAAUAUAUGCUCCCAAUAACAAUAAAUGAGAGUGUCUCUUA